AAAACAAAGGUGGACAUUUUGCCUAAUUUCCCCUAUUACUAUUCAUUGAUUUCCUCAACUAUUCUUUUGAAGUUAAAAAUUUCUAGUAUUUCAAUGGCGAAGGCUGCAGGCAGUGGGAGCAGUUCCAGAUGGUCUCUUUCAGGAUUUACCGCUCUCGUUACGGGUGGCACACGUGGAAUUGGGCAUGCGGUUGUGGAGGAAUUAGCGGAACUGGGUGCUACAGUCUACACUUGUUCACGGAAUGAAGCACAGCUCAACGAACGCUUGCAAGAGUGGGCUGUUAAAGGCCUUCAAGUCAAGGGUUCUGUUUGCGAUGCAUCUUCUAGGGAACAGAGAGUUCAACUCAUGGAAAACGUCUCAGCGGCUUUCGACGGAAAGCUCAACAUUCUUAUAAACAAUGUGGGGACUAACGUUAGGAAGCCCACCACCGAUUACACUGCUGAAGAAUAUGCCCGUCUGUUUUCUACCAACUUGGAAUCUGCAUACCAUCUGUGUCAACUUGCUCACCCUCUUUUGAAAGCAUCUGGAAAUGGAUCAGUUGUCUUUAUCUCUUCUGUUGGUGGUCAGGUGCACCUGUCCACUGGUUCUAUUUAUGGAGCAACGAAAGGGGCAAUAAAUCAGCUCACGCGAAAUUUGGCUUGUGAAUGGGCAAAAGAUAACAUUCGGGUUAAUGGUGUUGCCCCAUGGUAUAUAAAGACGUCUUUGGUAGAACAUUUGCUUGAAAAUAAAACAUUUUUGGAUGGAGUAAUAUCUAGAACUCCCCUUAGACGUCCUGGAGAAUCUCAAGAAGUUUCAUCCCUGGUAGCUUAUCUAUGUUUACCUGGGGCAUCUUACAUUACCGGGCAAGUUAUAGCGGUUGAUGGUGGAUUCACAGUCAAUGGGUUUGAAACGCCAAGUUUCUGAUCUUAUGUAGAGAUGGUCCUUGUAUCUUUUUUAUGUGCACACUCAUCUUUGUUUCUUAGUGAUCAAGUUGAGACUGUCAUGAAUAAAGCUCUAUUUAAUAUCUUCCUUAAUCCCUGUUUAUCGGAUCAUGAGAUGACAUGCCUUAUUUACUGAAUGUUUAAUUUAGUUUUCUAUCUUUUUAUUUGUUCUGAGAACAGCAUUUUCUGUAGUUGAUUAUGUUGGGCAUCAUA
This is a messenger RNA of Solanum tuberosum (potato), 1133 nucleotides long. Its product is annotated as tropinone reductase homolog At5g06060-like. The transcript is spliced from 5 exons. Bases 94 to 903 code for a protein of 269 amino acids. The record is from RefSeq and is a predicted model, not a curated record. NCBI's taxonomy places the organism in Eukaryota, Viridiplantae, Streptophyta, Magnoliopsida, Solanales, Solanaceae. Gene Ontology annotation, molecular function: oxidoreductase activity.